Messenger RNA from Pseudophryne corroboree (corroboree frog), 7170 nucleotides. It is a transcript of the gene SIDT2, whose product is annotated as SID1 transmembrane family member 2. The record is from RefSeq and is a predicted model, not a curated record. The transcript is spliced from 29 exons. Gene Ontology annotation, biological process: RNA transport. Gene Ontology annotation, cellular component: lysosome; plasma membrane. Gene Ontology annotation, molecular function: double-stranded RNA binding; RNA transmembrane transporter activity. NCBI's taxonomy places the organism in Eukaryota, Metazoa, Chordata, Amphibia, Anura, Myobatrachidae. The coding region runs from base 405 to 2948 and encodes 847 amino acids.
AUGAUGGAAGUUGACGUCAUUGUACGGAACUGACCAUGUGACCGGCCUGCUGUACGAUGGAUGGGAACGUAACUGUACGGAACUCUCUGCUCUUCCGGCUACACGGAUGCAGCCAGUGCUAUUAGUGACUGGCUCGGUCUCGGAGACAGCUGCUGGGGAGGGAGGAGAAUAGGGGACCGGAGGUAGAGACACGGAAGCACGGAGAGAGACCAAUGGGAGCUUGCCGGAGCUGAAUGAUGAUGUUAGUGGGGGAUUUUCCAAGGGAAGGGUGUACUAAUCUGUCUGCUGGUGACUCAGACAUGCAGUCCUCUGAUUGCAUAAGGUGCGGUGAGAAGUCCUGCUGAUGUUGGAAGGUGCUCAGGACUGCAGGAACUCUGCGCUCCUCCACAGCUAGCCACAGAAAAAUGUCCCCCCUCAUCUUCUUCCUGCUGCUGUGGCGGUCUGUGGAAGGGGUUAACGACGUUUCGACCAAAACAAUCCAGCAAUGGAAUGCCGAAUUCAACAGAGAAUACACUGACUCUGUAAACAAUGAAUUGCAAAAUAUAUAUGCCUUCAAUCACACUAUGCUGAGGAACAAGACGGAGGGGGUGAGAGUGUCUGUUAAAGUAUUGUCUGAGCAGAAAGGAACACCUUUGCUCUUUGUGGUCCGGCAGAAGGAGGCUGUGGUGUCUUUCCAAGUGCCACUUACCCUCAGGGGGUUGUACCAGCGCAAUUACCAAUACCAGGAUGUUGGGCGCACGCUGUGCCAACCACCAACUAGGGCAGAGACGGAGUCCUUUUAUGUGGAUGUUUCUACCCUGUCAGAGAAGAACACUACCUAUGGUUUACGUGUCACACACGUGGAGAGUUUUGUGCUGCGGACAACAGAACCGUUCAGUUUUAAUUCAACUCCCGCUCAGCCUCAGUAUUUUAAGUAUCUUUUUCCAGCGGAAGUGGAUUCCGUGAUUGUAAAAGUCUCUUCUCCGUCCGCAUUCCCCUGCUCUGUCAUCUCCAUACAGGAUAUUCAGUGCCCAGUGUAUGACCUUGAUAACAAUGUGGCGUUUACUGGCAUGUAUCAAACAAUGACCAAGAAAGCUGCUAUCACUGUUCAGAGAAAAGAUUUUUCGAAAGGUGGUUUCUAUGUUGUGGUUGUUGUAAAGACUGAAGAUGAAGCCUGUGGCGGUGGGCUGCCUUAUUAUCCACUAAAUCCAGAUACUCCAGUUGAGCACGGAAAUCGCCAGAAGACCCUGGAAGUCUUGGUCAGCCCAGCAAUUAGCCGGACUACGUAUGUUGGUGGGAUGAUGUUCUGUUUGGGCGUUUUCCUGUCUUUCUACCUUUUUGCAUUAAUUAUAUAUUGCUGGGAGAAAUGGAGAAAGAACAAAAAAGAAGCUGGUUUGCUGCAUUGUGUGGGAGCUCUAAAUGAUGAGACAGCCUCACUGCUCGGGAAGUCAUUGGCGGCUCAGAGAUAUGAUGGAUGUGCAUACGGUUCCCUGGCUGAGAACAGUUCAGUUGCCAGUCCAGAGGAUGGUACAGACAGUCUGGUGUCAUCAGCCGAGGCCCCGUACGGUUAUAUGGGUCAGGAAAAGUUCAAACGCCGCUACGUGUUUGCUCUCCAGCGGCCUAUCAGCGACCGAUCUCUUGAGAAUCUUGUGUCUCGUCCACGGUUGGAGUCGUUGAGCUCUGUUGAGGAGGAUGACUAUGACACACUGACUGACAUAGAGUCUGAUAAGAACGUUAUCAGAACUAAGAAGUAUUUAUGUGUUGCUGACCUAGCAAGGAAAGACAAGCGUGUGAUCCGGAAAAAGUACCAAAUCUAUUUCUGGAAUAUCUCUACAAUAGCCGUGUUCUACGCCCUGCCUGUUGUACAGCUUGUUAUAACUUACCAGACGGUGGUGAAUGUAACCGGGAACCAGGACAUUUGCUAUUAUAACUUCCUGUGUGCUCAUCCCCUCGGAUCUCUCAGUGCAUUUAACAACAUUCUCAGCAACUUGGGCUACAUCAUGUUGGGGUUGCUGUUCCUCAUCAUUGUACUACAGAGAGAACUCAGUCAUACCCACAGCCGCAUAUACACCAGGGGACAGCUGGAGGAAUGUGGGAUCCCUAAGCACUUCGGUGUGUUCUAUGCUAUGGGCACUGCUCUUAUGAUGGAGGGACUCCUCAGUGCAUGUUACCAUGUGUGCCCAAACUACACCAACUUCCAGUUUGACACCUCCUUUAUGUAUAUGAUUGCUGGUCUGUGUAUGUUGAAGUUGUAUCAGAAAAGGCAUCCAGAUAUUAAUGCCAGUGCUUACAGUGCCUAUGCCUGUCUAGCCAUUGUCAUCUUCUUCUCCGUCCUCGGUGUGGUGUUUGGGAAAGGAAAUACCAUUUUCUGGAUUGUCUUCUCUGUGAUUCACAUACUGUUUACUCUGCUUCUGAGCACACAGCUGUAUUAUAUGGGUCGCUGGAGACUAGACUCUGGGAUUGUACGCCGGAUACUGCAGCUUCUAUACACGGACUGUAUAAGGCAGUGCAGCCCCCCAAUGUAUGUGGACCGCAUGGUGCUGCUUGUGAUGGGGAACAUCAUAAACUGGUCGUUGGCGGCGUAUGGCCUAAUCAAACGACCUAAUGAUUUUGCCUCAUACCUCCUUGCCAUUGGACUCUGCAACCUGCUGCUGUACUUUGCCUUCUACAUCAUCAUGAAGCUGCGCAGUGGGGAGCGUAUACUUCUAGUCCCACUUCUUUGCAUCGCCUGCACAUCUGUGGUUUGGGGAUUUGCUCUCUUCUUCUUCUUCCAUGGACUCAGCACCUGGCAGAAAACUCCAGCUGAAUCGCGAGAGCACAACAGAGACUGUAUAUUGCUUGGGUUCUUUGAUGACCAUGAUAUUUGGCAUUUUCUCUCCUCCAUCGCCAUGUUCGGAUCUUUCCUUGUUCUGCUGUGUCUGGAUGAUGAUCUGGAUGAUGUUCAGAGAGACAAAAUUUAUGCAUUUUGAACUAUGCCCUGAAGGACACUGGUACAGGGCAGAAUGCUAGCUCGAAGCAGUCACAGAUAGGGCACCAGACUGAGGCUCCAGUAUCCGUCCAGCCACUCGCACUAUACUUACAGCUGCUUUCUGUUGAAGAUACAAGGAGGCCUGUAACUUGGAGUGACCGAUGUGCCACCACUUUGUGCUACAUUUAUAUCUGAAAGGACAUUGACGCCUUUUUCAUGUGGACAAUAUUCCCCUAAUCGACCACAGGGUGCCAGUGUAGCGGUUUUGGUUGCCAAACUGAGCUUAUUGUGGGCCCAGCACCUCAGCCAUUAUAUGGCUUUUUGCUACAUUGUCACCUACAGAAAAUGUGUCAUAUAAUCUUUUGGAAACAGAGCAGAGGUAAUAGUCUGUGACGUAGGUAAUCUGUGUGAUCAUUGCCACUGACCUGUGUCUCAUCACUGGAGGAGUCCCAAAUGUCCUCAUGCUGCAGCUCCACAGUAGAUGUCUGUACACACACGUCCAACUUCUAUGUCAGGGGUUUGUGUUUAUUCCUGCGAUAUUGUUUGAAUCUGCCGGAGAUUAUUUUUAUACACAGACUUACGUGACGUUGGCAUUAAAUGCUUGUGAGAAGUUAUAAAUUGUGGGAUAUCUUUUCUUCUUAAAGGAAACUACACUUUUGUGGACUUUUCUCUUUUAAAGCGGUGAGCAUGAAGGUCUGUUUGCAGAUAUUAAUAAGCAAAUUAUUUUCUAGAUAUACUCCUAGAGAGAGGAUCUUGCACUUACCAGUCCAUCUGCGGGAUGUAAUGGCAUCCGAAAUCGCUGGAGGUGCGGGUUGCUGGACAAUCUUGGACGUUUUUUUUAAGGGGCAAUCACCUACAGAACAAAACCAUGCCUUGUAAGUGAUGGCACCUUUAAACAAACGUCCGUGGUCGGCCAGGAUUCCACACACCCAGUGAUAUCUGACGCCAUUACAUCAUGCCCCUGGAGUUGCUUCUACUUUCAGUGAGAUGGCUAUAUUGCAUCCUCUAUAUACAGCCAGCUCCCAACGCUGUGUGGUUUUUGAAAGUGUCUUGUGAUGUAAAUUGAGUAGUGAAAAAGCUGUUGAGAUCUGUUUUCUACAUUUACCCUUUAGUCCAAGAAAAGCAAAGUUGGCCUACGGUAGAUUAUGUAAGGAAAAACUCCUAUAGCCAAGUGUUUGGCAAUGUUGUAUUUCAUGCAAGAUGUGGAUGCUGUCAGAAAUGUGGGUAAAAUGUAUCAAAACUUGGAGCGAUACAAGUGCCAGCCAAUUGACUUCCAACUGCCAUUUUAUACUCUAAAUGACCAGUAGCUGAUUGGAUGGCAUUGUAUUUUCUCUACUUUACUUUAUCUCUUUCCAGUGUUUGAUACAUCUCCCCCCCCCCCAUACCCCCAUAGUCUUAAAUGAGCUUGCUGUUAUGUUAAGUAUAAGAGAAGUCUUACUGCCAAGAAAGUGUCAAAUCCCACCCAAUACUAGAAACAUUCACAAAUAUUUUAAGUUUAAGACUUAUGUCAGACAUUUUUCCUUUUAGUGUGUGAGGUUGUCUCUCUGCGCUCAUCAGACCUCAUCCUGGGUUCCUGGUUAUCCCUCACACAGAGAGCGCCUAACAUCAUUCAUGAAGAAUGCUCGUUCUCUAACAAGAUUCAAGGGGCAAAUUACAGUACGUAGCUUUUAUGGUGACUGAAUUUGUAUUUAUGUAAACAUCAGACUUGCCCUUUAAUUUGGUAUUAAUGGUUUUUAGAUGUCAUUUGUUCCAUAUACCUUUUCAAGGAUUUAUUUCAGCCCCAGGAAUAUUCAGCAAAAAUGAUUGUUUUUAUGACCUUUGUGUGUUAUUUAUUAUAGAGAAUGUCCUGAGUCAUAUUACGUUACUUUUCUAUAACUAUGGUCUGUGUACUCAUGUCAGAUGUCACUGUAAGGAAUUAUCGCAACCAAAGGAUCCGUAUUGAAGUACAUAUAAUUGCCACUGACUGUCAAAAGAGCUGUUAUGACAUCAAAGAAUAUAAUACUGUAACUGGGUGAUAUGGUAAAAAUGGGUUGGCGCUGAGAUUUAAAUAAAACGACAAUACUUAUCAAAGUGGCAGGAUUGGUAGACUGUCCUCUCUUUUUUUUGUAAGUUUCUUUAGAAGAUGUUCUCUCAGUGGCAGUUUUGGUACAUGUAACGAGAUUUAAGCAAGUGUUUAUUAAGCACUUAUAGUAUAUAUUUAUUUGAGAAUCAUUAAUUUGUUUAAACGUAAAGUUGUUUAUUCCUCCUUCUUUAUAAAUUAAAUGCUUCUAGAUGGGUGUACCUUGCUUACAUAAUUUGUGGCAAGGUAAAACACAUCUGGGUUUCUUUUACAGAUGGUCUGAACUGGUUUUUUCCCCCCAGCAAUGUGUAUUCCUGGUAUUGAGACCACGGUCUCUUACCUUAACUUACACAGUAUAUAAUUUUUAUGGACUCAUCAAGGUAUCUUUAUGUGUCAAAAAUCGUUGUUGUAAUACUUGUAGCUGUGUUCAAGUUCUGCCCCGGUGCAUACCUGACUUACACUAAAUUAGUGCGGUUUACUCAUAUCAAUCAAGGUGUAUGUCAAUUUGCGUACCGGUACUCACGAGUAAUGUAGAGUUUUUCAAUCGCAUUAAGAUACAAAGAUAAUGUAGAUCUCAAGGUAAAAUUUAUAACAAACUUUUAAUUUACAGGUUUUUAAAAACAAAACAAAACUGGUAUUCCAUAAUACAACAUUAAAAACAUUAGCUGCAGGAGGCUGCCGCCCGUGAGGGGGAUAGGGCCGACCAAAUUAACUUCAGCACAAAAAGGACCGGUUCCAAGAAGGCUAAAUGAAUAUAUAAAUGUAAAAUGGUCGUAACUUUCCUCCAGACGUGCGCAGUGUGAUCCUUGCAGGCAAUGGUCCUCAGCCAACGCGUUUCGAGUUCCUACUCUUUAUCAAGGCUCGAGCCUUGCUUAAAACCGUCACUGAGAGGACAUCUUCUAAAGACACUUUCACAAAAAAAAAAAGAGGACAGAGUCUACCAAUCCUGCUACUUUGAUAAGUAUUGUCAUUUUAUUUAAAUCUCAGCGCCAACCCAUUUUUACCAUAUCAUCCAUUUCUCCUAUUGUCUUUGGAUCUUCUGGGAUAGAUCCUAGGUAUAAGUGGGAGGCUGCAGUGAUUUCUAAAAAUGAGCGCCAGAUGAUUUAUCUUAAACCCCUAUUCUGUAUAAUACUGUAACUGCUGAAGUUUCUCUUUCAUGAAAAUACCCUACGACUGUUUAAUUCCAGGCUCCCCAAGGUUGUCUUGGUAAUAUGGACUGAUUCAUAUUUGUGUACCUUAGCUGAUAUAGGGAAAUCUAAACAGCUGCAAUGCGUAUUCCUCAUACUGAUGUAUGGUUGGCACUUAAAUACACAUAAAUUAGGUAGAGCUUUUGAAAGUUGUAUGUGUUUAUUUGCCUUUAUUUUAUCUCCCUUUUUGCUGAUCAUUUCAACAACCAAACUAUGGAAGUUCCUUUGUUGCUUUCUCCAACCACUGGUGAGAUUUCCUUUCCCAGAAGGUGAUAAACGCUCAACUGCAGCUGCCUGAUACCUAUUGUAGAUUUGAUCUUUCAGUUUUCCACUUGAUGGAGCCAAAAAUACUUGCAUAGAAUGAAUGCAUUAACAUUUAUAGAGUAAUACAUAUAAUUCCCCGGCCGACGGGAUACCAUCUGUCAUGAUCCCGACACCGGGAUCCUGUCUGCCAGAAUGCCAUCAGCGGGGGUGAGCGCUAGAAAGCCCCUUGCGGACUCGCUGCGCUCGCCACGCUGCGGGCACGGUGGCUUACUGCGCUCGCCACAGGUUAUUUGUCAUGGACACCUACAGAGGGAGAAAAGCCUGUGUUGCCGGUAUUCCGGCGGCAGCAUCCAACCGACUGACGGGAUUCUGAUGUCGGUAUUGUGACCAGCGGGAUCCCGCCUGGCGGUAUCUUAACCGCUUCCUGUUAUAGACGCAGACCACCUUGCAGCAUAAGAAAAAGUUAUGUCAACUGGGCAAUGGGAUUCUUGUGCCAACAUAUUGCCUUUGAUGCAGACCUUUCAGUGCAUUCUUUGUACCCACAAAGUACCACAUCUCUUUGGUAUGUAUUCAUCCCAGCUGUGGCAUUGUUAGAUACCACAGUGACUUUCAUGAAAACAGCUCGGUUUCCUGUUUUUGUUGUGUGUUUUUUUAUAUCGUUGAAUUAAAGCAAAGACAUUAAGAUAUAUAUAUUAAAAAAAAGUUGUUAAAAA